GCGUUUCCAAUCAAUGAGAUUCUUUAGUGGAGGGCAGCUUCGGAAUCCGCUAAAACUGACUUGGCCGAGGCUUUUGGACGGGAAAGUUCAGGGUCGUCUUUGGUUUUGGCGGGGGAGGGGAGAGAUUGCAUAUGACGGAAUCUCGAGAAACGUCUUAAAACUGUUCAAACCUAUUCCCUUAUUACUCGGUCUUACACUGUAAUCACAACUACAACCACAAUAAUGGCUGGAAAGUUUGAACCUAAGGUUCCUGUGAACCUCGAUCCCCCAAAGGACGACAUCAUCUCUCGAGAAGAGCUCGCUAAAGCCAACGGUGCGGAUGGAAACAAGUGUUACGUAGCCAUCAAGGGCAAGGUUUACGACGUUACCGGAAACAAGGCCUACCUUCCUGGAGCUUCCUACAACGUCUUUGCCGGUAAGGAUGCCUCGAGAGCUCUCGGCAAGACUUCGACCAAGCCAGAGGACGCACGACCAGAGUGGCAGGAUUUGGAUGAGAAGGAAAAAGGCGUGUUGAAUGACUGGGUCACUUUCUUUUCAAAGCGGUACAACGUCGUUGGUGUUGUUGAAGGUGCUACGAACUUGGACUGACUAGCUGAGUGCCCUCCGAGUACUCAAGUCAAGUUAUAAAAGCUCCAUCUUCAUUCCAAUCUAUUCUUUUUGUGGACAAUAAGCAGUUAUUCGAAUUUCUGAUUCUCCGCCGCCAUGAGCCCAUGGAAGCUCCAAGGAUCUAUGCAGUAUCUCGCUCAACGACUGGUCCUGUACUUUGGCCGAUAUGCUGAGAGACUGUCUCAAGACCGAUGACACAAACGCUCACUUCUCUCGCUCAAGCUACAGUAUGCCCUUGUAUACUAAAUCGAGACAAACCUGAUCUUGGGCAGUAGAUCCUCCGCUUUAAGUCCACCCCCUUACCGCUUUCAUGUUUUGUCAACUUAGUACUCUCACACAAACAGCGUUACACAAAACGGGCCCGCAGCGCUUCUAUCUUAAUAUUUACCAUUUCGACCCAUCCUUCCGUCUGUGGCGCUGUUUGGGGCCGGUUUGUAGCCUGUCUCUGGUCGGAGAAAAGCCAGGGGUGGCAUCCACGCAUGACAACCCAGUUUCACACGAGUGUUGGUUUCUGGACAGAUAGACUUGGACAGCGAAGAUUGAGCACGAAGUGUCACAUAUGAGAUCUUUGGUGACCAAACAGAGGUUAAUGCAUGCUUGAUUUACACGUGUGCUGUGCCUAUAACUACCUCGGCAGUGAUUUCUACUCCUGUAUACGAACUGAUUGACAAAAAUAGAGGCAAUGGCGUUUAAGAACCCCACAUUCACAGAGGGGGAUGAACAAGAUGAAAUUCUUAGCCAACAGCACUCGUAAAACAUUGAUAACCCAAAACUCAUAACUGAUCGAAAGCCUUCAAACUUAUCCGGCAUGUCUUUGCAAAGACUGUUCCUGAUCGUAGUUAUGCUGUGUCUGAGAUUCACUUGCCCGGCAAGCGAUAGCACAGUUGUCACAAGGAACGCAUUGUCUCCAUGACUUGCGAAGGACCUUGACGCCAAAACAUUGAUGAUUAGGGUCGUUGCGAGCAAAGUGGCAGUAUGACUUGAGGCGGAGGGUCGAGUGAUUGCAUGCGAAGAGAAACUCUUCCCAAUCGCACAUUUUUGUUGUUGUGGCAAUUGCCUUUGCCUUGACUGAUCCUGAUGUGAUUAAGUUAUUUAGGCGAGCUUCGAUAUUAGGCAGUUAAUACUUACGAGAGCUUCCUGAGUCGCAGCAAGGAGUCUGAAUUGUGAGGUUCAACGUAUGAGUAAGUGAUUAAUAAACUGAAUCCGUAGAUGGCAGCGAACAGACUUAGUGAUAACGACUGAUCAGUGGCAAAGGCUGCACGCUUUAUAGUAAGAGAGCCGACGCCGGCUUCAGAGUUCCUUCAUUGAAGUAUACUCUCUUAUCGUUUCCUCGUUUCCCCGGUUCCUGGAUCAUCCAGCUGUCGGGCAAGAUACAAGGGUUCUAGUCUUCAUCAUCCAAUCGACUUCCAAAAUAUUUAAGGAAUCGACCUAUGUGAUGGACUAUCUGCAACCCAGGAUAAUAUUAGCUGCACAUUUUCCUUGCAGCGCUGAAAAGAGCUGGCUGCAGAGACAAAAAGUGAUUAUCCGAACGAGGGGUCAGUGAGGAUUCGAGUCUCGUGUUACCCAGUGUGUCUCAUGGGAGUUUGUUGGCGGAGUUUUCACCGCGUUUCUUCUGUUUCUUCUUUUUUUUAAUAUUUAAAUUGAGCUGGAGAGCUUCUUUGGCAUUAGCUGGAGUGUCGUAUCAAUAAAGAAGCACCGCAAUCUAAACAUCGAACGAGAACCCGAAUGUCACCUCUCACUUGAGAGUCGUGGGGUGUUGGAGUUUCGAAUUGACCGAGGAUUCAAGUUGAGAGGGACGGGCAAAUGUAAUAGCCACUGGUGGUGCUGUUGUCUUUCUCAACCCAACGGGUCUCGACAUGAGCUGAAGUAUGGUCGACGAUCCUCGCGCGAUAUACAUUCAUCCUCCAACAGGUUAUUACCGCCACUUACAUUUGAGCCAGAUUAUGAACAGAUAUCUUGAAUCGUUUUCGUUCAGCCACAUUCGGCCUCGAGGAUUUUGAUCCAGGAUAAAGAGUGGGAUUUUCGGCAAGAUGCAGAUAUUACCAAGGCUAAUGAAGAACCGCACGAAUGCAUGUGGCCAAAUCGAGCUGGAUCAAAAGAAGUAGAUGAGAGAAGAGACAACGGACCACAUCGUCAGGUUACGAAGAAUGGUGCUAUCCAGAGGCAGAUAAAGGCGUGCACCAGGUGCUAUUGGGUAUUCUAGGGACUGUCCUAGAGAGAUAUAUGAUUAUGAUAAGCUGAGUAUUCCAUAAUAGAAUAUAUCAACAAUUGAGAAUAAUUAUCAUGGUUUUGAUGUGAAAAAGAGCUUGGCGCACUUGCAAAAAGGGGUGUUUUCCGUAGGCUGACUAUGAGCAACAACAUGCAUCUGAGAAUCAAUGCUGUGCUGGGAAACUGUAGCGGCUGAGCUUUUAUUCUUUGAUUUUUUUUUGGGUGAGUCAGGACAGUCAGUCGUAUAGUAAGCCGUAUGCUCUAAUUGUUGAUGAUGAUACAAAAUGACGGCAAUAGUCGUGAUCGUUUGUUUAGUCCUGAUGAUCGUGGGUGACACGGUAAGUAAACAGAUACUGGUUCGAAGCGCCAAAUUGUGAAAAAGAACACCGAAUGGUCUUAUACGGAGAUGUUCUAGUCAUAUGCUGGUGACGUAUC
This is a messenger RNA of Fusarium odoratissimum NRRL 54006, 3249 nucleotides long. RefSeq lists its product as uncharacterized. The transcript is spliced from 4 exons. The record is from RefSeq and is a predicted model, not a curated record. Gene Ontology annotation, cellular component: membrane; endomembrane system. The coding region runs from base 223 to 588 and encodes 121 amino acids. NCBI's taxonomy places the organism in Eukaryota, Fungi, Ascomycota, Sordariomycetes, Hypocreales, Nectriaceae.